UGAAAUUCCAAAACCCGACAACAACGUUCCUCCUCUUCCUCCUCCUCUCCUCCCUCCAACCGCGGGCAACAAUGGCAAGCCUGGUGGAUAAAACAGAAGAACAAAGCAUCCUAUUCGACCCCCAGAAAUUGAACACCCCCCAACGUGAGGAUGGGACAUCACCCUUGCAAAGAACGUCUUCCAUGGCCGGCACAAAAUUGGUGAAUAAUUGGCGGCAAGCGGUCGGUGGGAUCGCAGUUGCGGUUUUGGUUGCGGUGGUUUGAGGAGGGAGGGUAGGGGGGGGGAUCCUUCUUUUCGGCGUUUUUUUUUUGUGCUCGGGUCCGGUUUGGGUGGUGGGGUGGUGUUUGGCGUUUUUUUUGUUUUUUUGUUUGUCUUUUUUCCGUUCAUUUCCCCCGGCUUGCAUGGGAUGAUUCCCACUCCCAACUGUCGCUUCGGCCUCCGGUGGAGCCGAUGCGGGUCGGGAUGGUCGGGGUUUAUAAUAUCGUAUCGUGCAUCGCGCGCAAUCAAGCCAACUCGAUACUGUAGGGUAUCAUA
Molecule: messenger RNA, 534 nt
Organism: Tuber melanosporum (Perigord truffle)
Lineage: Eukaryota; Fungi; Ascomycota; Pezizomycetes; Pezizales; Tuberaceae
Exons: 2
Coding region: 72-263 (63 amino acids)
Source: RefSeq, a predicted model, not a curated record